Molecule: messenger RNA, 854 nt
Organism: Daucus carota subsp. sativus
Lineage: Eukaryota; Viridiplantae; Streptophyta; Magnoliopsida; Apiales; Apiaceae
Product: transcription factor bHLH106
Exons: 2
Coding region: 77-736 (219 amino acids)
Biological process (GO): regulation of DNA-templated transcription
Molecular function (GO): protein dimerization activity; DNA-binding transcription factor activity
Source: RefSeq, a predicted model, not a curated record
AAGUACGUGCCACAAAGAGACUAGGAAAAGAAAACUUUACAAGCACAAGAAAGGCUUCUUCACACACCAACUAAAGAUGCUAGCACCAGAAGCAUGGCCGGAAGACUCAGAUUUUCACAACUGCAUCAUCGGAGACAGUGACCUCGGCCCCUUCCUGCCGCCGAUGCACAGCCUUUGUAGCUCAUCCGAGACUUCUAAAGGUACCGCCGCUUCUAAUAAUCACAAAGAAGCUGAGAAACGCCGCAGGCAAAGAAUCAAUUCUCAUCUCGACACUCUCCGCACUCUCCUCCCAGCCUGCAACUCCAAAACAGACAAAGCGUCACUGCUGGCAAAAGUGGUUCAACAAGUGAGAGAGCUGAAACAACAGUCUUCACAUGUAAUGCAGCUCGAAUCCUCAUUCCCUUCCGACACAGAUGAUGUCAUCGUAGUUGCUGAUUUUUUCUACAGCAACAAUCAUCAAUCGCUGGUGAUAAAGGCCUCUUUCUGCUGCGAUGACCGGGCCGAUCUCAUCGCCGACCUAAUCCAAACCCUAAAAUCGUUGCGGUUGAGUCCGCUGAAGGCUGAAAUGGUCACGUUCGGUGGCCGCACAAGAAAUGUGUUGAUUCUUGCUACAGAUAAAAUUGAUGAGACGAAUGAGGUGGUUGAGUUUCUGAAAGAAGAGCUGAGAUCGUUAGUUCAUCGCUCGAGUUCUCAUUUUGGGGAUAGAUUCAAGAGGCAACGUAGGUUAAUUAAUUAGAGCAUGCACUAGUGUACGUGCUUUAUUUUCGUCAUUUUUGCAUAUAUUGUUAGGAAAAACUGCUGUUAAUUAGCAACUUCUAUUUGGUUUAAUGAAUUGAUUAUAAUUGUGAUCAAAA